UUUAGAAUAAAAAUUCCAUUUUUAAAGAAGUGUAAUUUAUUCAAUAGAAUUCAAACUAAGACAGCCUCAUAUGGGUCAAGUGUUUUAGCACCUUAAUCUUAAUAAUAAUGUAGUAAUAUAAUAAUGAUAACAGACAGUAAAAAAUUAAAAAGCUGUUUAAUGUUAGUAGAAGUUUGGAUUGCCUAAUUGGAUCCUUUAUGGUACUUUAUGUUGUUAAAAGAUUGUUUAAAAUAAGAUCGAAAUUAUCAUAUCCACGUUUUCAUUUUUUUAUACUCAUUGAUGAACUCUUGAUAGGAAUUGUUUUUUUAUACACUUCCAAACCACCUGCACAGUGACAUCAUGAGUGUCAUUUUAUUUUUACAGAGUUCUGGCCAAGCAGAAAAAUACAAAAAAUACUUCAGAUGAAGAAAAAGUACAAAAACCAAGUAAAUCUACCAGCUCCUCUGAAGAGCCACCAAAUAAGAAGGUCAGAGUAGACACAAGUGACAGAAAUGUUCUGAAUACCACUGACACUUGUAAGGCAGGUGGAACAGGUGUGAAGCGGGAAUUGAAUGGGAAUGGUAUUGAUGAAGACAGUGUGUAUGAUGACGACACUGACAUUGAUGAAGAGAAUAUGGAACUUGUAACAAAACCAGAUACGUCUUCAUUGCCUCUUCCUACUUUAGGAGACUAUUUGAAAGGGAAAUGCCUCUUCAUAUAUGGAAAUAUGUCUUCAGAUAUGAAACAUCUGCUGGGGAGGUAUAUUAUUGCAUUUGAUGGAGUGUUGGAGGAGUAUAUGACCGAAAAAGUCAACUUUGUUAUCACUGAAGAUGAAUGGGAUGAUAAUUUUGACAAUGCACUCGCUGAUAAUCCAUCUCUGCAGUUUGUCAAACCAGCAUGGAUAUGGCGCUGCAGUGACAAACAGAAGUUGGUGCCUUUUCAACCCUUCAUGGUGGUGCCCAAAGAUUGAUUUUUUGUGAAAUGCUUCACAACUUCAUCAUCAGUCUUCAGCCAAAGAGAAAUCAUCCCAUCCAAUUUUAGUUUAUAACAUCAUAUUUUCCUCUGUUUUCAUGUUCACUGCCACAUGCAGAGGUACACUUGUUUAAAAAAUGACAUUUCGUUAUCAUGUCUGUAUACGGACUCUGGUAUUGUUAAACUACCAUUGAUUGGUUUAUUUGACGUCAUAUAAAGCAAUACUACAGGCUACUAUUUACGUCACAGAUUAUUUUUCAGAAACCACAGCAGAUUAGAUGUAUAAGUAUCUCAGGUUUCAAUCAGUUUUUGCAAGGUUGCUGUUAUGACUUUUUUUAUUUAUUAUUACAUAGUUCAAUCAGAACUGAAUAGAUUAUUUAAUUCAUACUUCAUCCGGAACUGAAUGGAUUAUUGAACCAGUUCUGUUUAUGACUUGGAGUUAUUUAGAACUCAUUGUUUUCAGUUGGAGUUAUUUAGAACUCAUUGUUUUCAGUGACAUGAAAAUAUUUUUUUAUCAUUUGUAUGAAUUUAAUGUCAUCUUCCUGACUCCUGUAAAUGGUACAACAGUUCCCUCAAAAAGUGCUCAAGUAAAAUGAUCACCUCAAAUGCUACAGUUUGCAUUCUAUGAUAUUUCAAUGCAAAAUAGCUUAUAGAAGAUUAUGAACAAGUAGUUAGAUUUUUAAAUUAAAGCACUACUAGAUUCUAAUCUGAGAAUGGUAGAUACUCUUAGAGAGAGCAAGGAUACAUCAGAGUAAAGGUGAUAUUACCAAAGUGCCUCUUAUUACAUGCUGCCAAGAUAUUUCUUUACGAAAUAUAUCUAUGAAAAGUAAGACUGGAUAACCAAACCUGAGGUUUGGUUGAGUGUAGAAUUUUUUCUAUUAUUAAAGCAGGUUGUGUUGAGGGGAUGUCCGGUUUAGUAUUAUGGAGUGCAUCAAAUGCAUCUGCAAGUUCAGUACAAAGUCAUCAGUCGUGUGUCAGUACCUGAAAGGAUGUAUAGUUCAGUAGUGUGUUUUGACUAUGCUUUUCAUUUAUGAUCUUUAUUGUUGAUAAACAUUUUAAUCAGAUCUUUAUUUUAUUAAUGGAGAUACUUAUUAGUUUGACUCAAGGGUAGCUCUUGAAUAAUCAGAAAAUGAAGAAUAGCACUGUUCUAAGGAACUGUCCAAUUUUCAGUCUAAUGAAUAGUGUUGAAUUUUGGAAACAAAUCCUCAAACUAUGUCAAAAUCAUCUACGUUUUCAAUUUACCCAUCAUUUCAUUGUUAACUACAGUUCUUGGUUUGGUUAAACCGUUUAUCAGUAAUAAUACAGAUUUUGAUAAAUGGGUAGUAGUAUAGUUCAGCUAUCUUUCUCUCUCCCUCAUAAAACUUUUGUGGAAAAUGAAUAGAAAGCUGCAGUCAUUCGUAGUGAAGUCAAUUAGAGAUGUUACAAACAGUAUGUAUACAGCGUACAGAACUAGAUUAGUGUAGAGUGCUGUACCUAGAAUAAAAGGGUUUAUUGUACUAUAUAGCUCAUGAAGAAAGAUAGGGUACGAGCUUGUAUCAUGUUUAUAUAAAUGUGGCAGCACAUAGGAUAAAUAGUUUGAAAUAUAAUGGGCCUCAGAGCUUUUGAGGGCGAUGAUAAGAUUAGCAGGUCAUUCAUACAUACCUCAUUAUUUAAAUUACUUUCUGCCAGACUGAUAAAUGUAUCAACUUUGGCUCCCUAUUUUAAUGAGCAAUUAGACGAAUUUAUGUACUUACUAAUAUCAAAAUCUGAGGCAUUCUGUUGCAUAAUGCUGCUGCAUGAUGAAAUAGAUGCACACCCUAACUAUGUCACUGACAUAGACUUAUUCACAAUGCAGAAGGUACACUUUUUUUAUAUAAAAGGAAUUGUUAUUGUGUUUUAAGAGACAAAUACAAGUGUGAUGAUC
This is a messenger RNA of Macrobrachium nipponense, 2854 nucleotides long. Its product is annotated as DNA repair protein XRCC1-like. Lineage: Eukaryota; Metazoa; Arthropoda; Malacostraca; Decapoda; Palaemonidae. Gene Ontology annotation, cellular component: nucleus. The transcript has 4 exons. The record is from RefSeq and is a predicted model, not a curated record. Bases 614 to 949 code for a protein of 111 amino acids. Gene Ontology annotation, biological process: base-excision repair.